GACAUAGCUUCAAAGAUAAUGGCUUUCUCCCAGCAAGGGCCACGUACAGUUUGUAUUCUAUCUGCAAAUGGAGCCAUCUGUAAUGUCACCCUUCGCCAACCAGCAAUGGGAGGUGGCACUGUGACUUACGAGGGCCGAUUCGAGAUCAUCUCAUUGACAGGUUCCUUCUUGCGGUCGGAAAGUAAUGGCAGCAGCGGACCUAGCGGUCUAAGUGUGUCACUGGCUGGGGCAGAUGGUAGAGUAUUGGGUGGUGGAGUUGCAGGAAUGCUUAUGGCUGCCACACCAGUGCAGGUAAUCGUGGGUAGCUUCCUUGCUGAAGGCAAAAAGCCAAAGUCUAAGGCUCCAUCUUCAACGCCACCACCAUCCAAUAUGUUGAAUUUUGGUGCUCCUGCCGCCACAGGGGAGAGCCCUCCUUCUCAAGGUGAUGCCUCAAGUAACUCAUCUGAUGAAAAUGGCAACAGUCCCAGUCCUUUCCACCAUGAACAGGGACCUUAUGGUAACGCUGGCCAACCAAUGCAUGGGAUGUCAAUGUAUGCAAACAUGGGCUGGCCAAAAUCGCUGUGAAAACACUUCUUUUUUAGUUGACAUGACGUUGCCAAGGGUAUUUGGCUUCCUCAUUCCCCUGCAACAGAGUUGGCAGUUGAUUCGCGAUGCUAACAGGCAGAGUAUAGGAGUUUCUUGAUUUCUCGACUUGAGCUUAUUUCCUUAUUCCCCCCCCGCCCCCCCCGCUUCGAUCCCCCACCUUUCAGUAUGUAGUUGAUUUGCACUAGUUGAGGUAAAAGUCAUGGCUGAUUUACAGAAAUCCGUCAUGGUUUCUUUGGCACCAUGUCUUUAGUAGUACAUGUUAGGUGACAUUUUGAGUAUCAGAGUUUUUUAACUUCUAGGAAUUAUUAGAUGGGUAGAAAUUCUUCUAAAUGAAUGGAGUAUUUUCUUCA
Molecule: messenger RNA, 935 nt
Organism: Capsicum annuum
Lineage: Eukaryota; Viridiplantae; Streptophyta; Magnoliopsida; Solanales; Solanaceae
Product: AT-hook motif nuclear-localized protein 13
Molecular function (GO): minor groove of adenine-thymine-rich DNA binding
Source: RefSeq, a predicted model, not a curated record